This is a messenger RNA of Haemorhous mexicanus (house finch), 1688 nucleotides long. RefSeq lists its product as uncharacterized. Gene Ontology annotation, cellular component: cytoplasm. NCBI's taxonomy places the organism in Eukaryota, Metazoa, Chordata, Aves, Passeriformes, Fringillidae. Gene Ontology annotation, molecular function: protein serine/threonine kinase activity; ATP binding. The record is from RefSeq and is a predicted model, not a curated record. Gene Ontology annotation, biological process: intracellular signal transduction; regulation of axonogenesis; regulation of MAPK cascade.
AUGGUCUAUGGGAACCAGAGGAACGAUGAGCUCAGGUUGGCAUUUAAGCUGCAUGGGAACAAGCAGAAUGAUGAGAUCACAGUGGAGAUGAAAUUUGCCUGCCUGAGUGUCAGAGCAGCCCUAGAGCUUGCUCAGAGCAGGAGCAUCCUCCUGCUUGAGGCAUUGUCAGGGUGCAGCUGCACACUGACAGGAGCCUUGUUUUUCCAACUUGCAGCAAACUUGCUCAACAGUGCUAAAAUGAUUCAUCAUCUUGCUACUGCAGCUUUUGCUGCAUAUGGCGUUUCUUUUUCCAUCUAUUACGUGACUCACUUUGCACGUCACCUGAAGCAUGUAUUCAGCAGUGCUGAUCCUGAGCUCCUUCUAGAGGAAAAUCAGGAGCAGGCUGCUUCACCAGAGAAGCCGUGCCAGACUCAGGCAGAGCUGUUCCCAGCCCGAGAGCAGGAAGAGCAGCUCAGGCAGCAGGUGGAAGAGCCAGAGCAGAAUGGCCAGAAAAUCAAGGCAGAGCCACAAGCAGAGCUGCCCGAAGCUCAGAGUGCCAUCAUGGCAGUGAAGAGGAGGAACAAGGAUGACAUGAGAGGAAUUCAAAAGAUGAAUCUCAGUCAGCACAGGGGCGAUCAACAAAACCAGGUGAGGGAAAGAAUGGCAGCCACCCUACUCAUGAAACAGAGUCCUCUCCCUUGUUCACAGAACAUCAAGGAAUACCUGCAGGAAGAGCUGCAGAAAACUGAAGCUAGGAUCAAGGCAUUGGAGAAGAGGCUGGAGGAAGAAAUGAAAAUCAUUACAGAAAAAGCUAAUCACCUCCCUCAGGCUCCAGAAGAGCAAGUGGCCAUAAAGAAAAUAAAUCUUCAAGGACUGAGGAAGAAGGAACUAAAAGUCAAUGAACUCAUGAUCAUGAAAAUGAAUAGGAAUCCACUGCUGGUCAACUGUUUAGACAGCUACCUUGUGGAAAAGCAAUUCUGGCUGGUUAUGGAGUACAUGGACGGAGGCACUCUGAGCGAUGUCAUCAGCAAGACCUACCUGUGUGAAGAUGAGAUGGCAGCCAUCAGUCAGGAGUGCCUGCGAGGACUGGAUUUUCUCCACUCAAACCACGUGAUCCACCAAGAUGUGAAGAGUGGCAACAUCCUUUUCAGAACUGAUGGCUCUGUCAAGCUGGCUGACUUUGGCCUCUUUGCUCAGCUCACCCCUGAGCAGAGCAGGCGGAGCUCCGUGGCCAGCACUCCUGGGUGGAUGGCUCCUGAAGUGCUGACAGGUCAACCAUAUGGCCCCAAAGUGGACAUAUGGUCUUUUGGAAUCGUGGGCAUUGAAAUGGUGGAACGAGAAGUUCCUUACUGGAAUGCCACUCCUGUCUUGCCUCAACUCCUGAUAGCCACAGGAGGGAGACAAAAGCUGUGGCAGCCCAACCUAUUUUCAUCUUGCCUGCGAGACUUCCUGAGCUGCUGCCUGCAGAGAGAUGAGGCGUGGCGCUGGUCUGCCAAGGAGCUCCUGCAGCAUCCAUUUGUUACUUCAGCCAAGCCAGCGUCCACCCUGGCACCACUCAUCAACUCAGUGAAGAAGAAGAAGGAGGAGGAGUGGAGAAGAAGAAUGUAACAAUCAAGAUCUUAUCUCCAUAACCAACUUAGAGUAGGAUUGUAGAGUAGGACUCUAGAGUAGGAUAGUUGAGUAGUUUGGGUUUCUAGAGUAGGUUUAUA